This is a messenger RNA of Acanthisitta chloris (rifleman), 552 nucleotides long. RefSeq names its product lysyl oxidase homolog 4-like. The annotation marks the transcript as partial. Gene Ontology annotation, biological process: peptidyl-lysine oxidation. The record is from RefSeq and is a predicted model, not a curated record. The transcript is spliced from 5 exons. Gene Ontology annotation, molecular function: protein-lysine 6-oxidase activity; DNA ligase activity; copper ion binding. NCBI's taxonomy places the organism in Eukaryota, Metazoa, Chordata, Aves, Passeriformes, Acanthisittidae.
UGGCCCUAUGGCCACCGCCGCCUCCUACGCUUCUCCUCCCAGAUCCACAACCUGGGAAGAGCCGAUUUCCGCCCCAGGAUGGGGCGGCACGCCUGGACCUGGCACCAGUGCCACCGGCACUUCCACAGCAUCGAGGUCUUCACCCACUACGACCUGAUGACACUCAAUGGCUCUAAGGUGGCUGAGGGGCAUAAGGCCAGUUUUUGCCUGGAGGACACCAACUGCCCUGAGGGGCUGCAGCGACGCUUUGCCUGUGCCAACUUUGGGGAGCAGGGGGUGAGUGUGGGGUGCUGGGACACCUACCGCCAUGAUAUUGACUGCCAAUGGAUCGACAUCACCGACGUGCCACCAGGCAGCUACACCUUCCAGGUGGUUGUGAAUCCCAAGCAUGAGGUGGCUGAGUCAGACUUCUCCAACAACGUGAUGCGGUGCCAGUGCAAGUAUGAUGGGCAGCGCAUCUGGAUGCAUGGCUGCCACACAAGUGAUGCCUACAAUGCUGACGUGGUUCACGAUCUGGAGAGACAGGAGCGCCUGGCCAACAACCUCGUGUGA